Dendroctonus ponderosae (mountain pine beetle) is the source of this 1001-nucleotide messenger RNA. RefSeq lists its product as uncharacterized. The transcript is spliced from 3 exons. Bases 540 to 989 code for a protein of 149 amino acids. The record is from RefSeq and is a predicted model, not a curated record. NCBI's taxonomy places the organism in Eukaryota, Metazoa, Arthropoda, Insecta, Coleoptera, Curculionidae.
AAAUCUUUUUGAGUUCUGUAAUUCACUUAACGAAUGAGACUUUUAUCAAGGUUUUAACCGCGUCCAGAGCAGCUAGAAACUAACACCAGAAAGCUCUUACAACUGGUUUUUUUGCGAGUUAAUUAUAAAUAAUUCUUGCUGAAUGUUCUGCGAGGAAAAUUACUAUAUUUGAUGCUCUCCGUAUUUUAAUCAAUAAGUGAAGCAAGUAGAAACUGAUCAAACCCGAGUUUGGAAAGUUUCUUUGAAUUAUUAUGGACGUGCUCAUUGUUUUCGUGCCUUAUAAUGGAAACCGUCUUGUUCUCAAUAAAAGUAGUUUCAUUAACGCAAAAAUGCGGUCAUUGAGCAAACUCACGUGCGAGCAUUUUCCUAAUUUCUUCGCUGAAACAUCUCGGACAAAAGUGAGAAAAUUCAAGCAGUUUUGUGCGUGUUGCGUGCCCAUAUGCAAGAUGCAUCUUUAAUUAGCCAUAAAUAGGGUAUUUAAUAAAUAUCAGCGCGGAAAUUUUGCAUUUUUCUAUCGCACGUCCAGCCAAGAACGUAGAAUGUGGAUUAAGCAACUCAGUGUUUUUGUUAGUGUGUGUGUGAUCAGUGGAUAUUGCGAUUCCAAUGGAUUAAAUGUCGUGCAACGUGUUAUUAGUGAGUGUUUGCAAAGCAACGAAAGUUAUUCCUGCAUGUCGGAGAAAGCGGCUGGAGCAGUGGAAAGAGCAAUGGACUGGAACGUCUCCAUUCUAGAUGGACUCAGUUUGGCCCGAAACAAUGAAACGAUCAACCGACGACAAGCAAGGUUAUUAGGGUUCGAUCGUCUCAGUCAGGCAGUCCAGAACUUUUUCCAGACGCAUGUGAUUGCUCUGGAAUUGGGCGGGGCCCGAACAUUGGGCAAAGAUUCGGGCGAUAUGAGCAGUCUGGGUGGUGGCAGCGGAUUGGACAUGAAAUCUAUGAAAAAGGAGAAAAAGUACAUGAGUUAUGCUUUUAUGGUGCUGCUAGGUGAGUGAGGCAUUUUCCUA